GGUUAGGUGUGGAAAAGACACACCACCAAACAUGUAACCACAUCAGAUUCAUGUUAAAAUAUAAGCAUCCCUCAAUCUCCCUUCUCCAUCCCAACAACAACAACCAUCUUCCACAGCCAGCACUAACAUGGGUUCGAACAAUGAAAACGAAGAAGCCUUCCUCUUUGCUAUGCAAUUAGCCAGUGCCUCUGUUCUACCCAUGGUUCUAAAAUCCGCCAUAGAACUAGAUCUUCUCGAGAUCAUAGCCAAAGCCGGACCAGGAGCUUAUGUUUCUCCGACCGAGCUGGCGGUUGAACUCCCAACAAAGAAUCCAGGUGCGGCGGUUAUGCUUGACAGAAUUCUUCGAUUGUUGACGAGUUACUCUGUUUUGGAUUGUAAAUUGAAGGAGAUUACUGGUGGAGGGGUUGAAAGAUUAUAUGCUCUUGCUCCUGUCUGCAAAUUCUUAAUCAAGAAUGAAGAUGGUGUUUCAAAUGCACCUCUUUUGCUCAUGAAUCAAGAUAAGAUUCUCAUGGAAAGCUGGUACCACUUAAAAGAUGCGGUCCUUGAUGGAGGGAUUCCUUUCAACAAGGCUUAUGGAAUGUCAGCCUUUGAUUACCACGGUACAGAUUCGAGAUUUAAUAAGGUGUUUAACAACGGAAUGUCGAACCAUUCCACGAUCACCAUGAAGAAAAUCCUCGAGAUGUAUAAGGGUUUUGAAGGCCUCGGUACCCUUGUUGAUGUUGGAGGUGGAACUGGGGCUACACUCAACAUGAUCAUUUCUAAAUAUCCUUCAAUUAAGGGUGUUAAUUUUGAUUUGCCUCAUGUUAUUGAAGAUGCUCCUGCUUAUCCCGGGGUGGAGCAUGUUGGAGGGGACAUGUUUGUGAGUGUACCCAAAGGUGAUGCGAUUUUUAUGAAGUGGAUAUGUCACGACUGGAGUGAUGAACAUUGCUUGAGUUUCUUGAAGAAUUGUUACGACGCUCUUCCAGCCAAUGGAAAGGUGAUAGUUGCAGAAUGUAUCUUACCGAUAGCACCCGACACAAGUCUUUCCACCAAAAAUGUAGUCCACAUCGAUGUAAUCAUGUUGGCUCAUAAUCCCGGAGGUAAAGAAAGGACUAAAGAUGAAUUUGAGGCCCUCGCAAAAGGAGCCGGAUUCCAAGGUUUUAGCGUCAUUUGUUGCGCAUACAACACUUAUGUAAUUGAGUUCUCAAAGAAUGCUUGAAAUGAAGCUAAGUAAUGGUCUUAAUCAUUAUUAUGGCAUUGUUAUGAAUCUUGUGAUAUGUAAUUGAAUACUUUUAUCACCAUUUCAUCAAAUAAAACAUCUAUAAAUUCCAAAUUGAUUUUAUCAAUGAAAUUAUCCACCUUUUCUUCC
Molecule: messenger RNA, 1348 nt
Organism: Impatiens glandulifera
Lineage: Eukaryota; Viridiplantae; Streptophyta; Magnoliopsida; Ericales; Balsaminaceae
Product: caffeic acid 3-O-methyltransferase-like
Exons: 4
Coding region: 128-1198 (356 amino acids)
Biological process (GO): methylation
Molecular function (GO): O-methyltransferase activity; S-adenosylmethionine-dependent methyltransferase activity; protein dimerization activity
Source: RefSeq, a predicted model, not a curated record